This is a messenger RNA of Leptopilina boulardi, 2601 nucleotides long. It is a transcript of the gene Nadk2, whose product is annotated as NAD kinase 2, mitochondrial. Gene Ontology annotation, cellular component: mitochondrion. Gene Ontology annotation, molecular function: NAD+ kinase activity. Gene Ontology annotation, biological process: NAD+ metabolic process; NADP+ biosynthetic process. Bases 387 to 1661 code for a protein of 424 amino acids. The transcript is spliced from 7 exons. The record is from RefSeq and is a predicted model, not a curated record. NCBI's taxonomy places the organism in Eukaryota, Metazoa, Arthropoda, Insecta, Hymenoptera, Figitidae.
GAUACACUUGUCAGAAUAAGUUAGGUUGCGUAUAUUUGCUCGUUGGUGGAAAAGAAUAUAUAUUUUAUCCCGGGAAAAAUAAUAUAUUGUACUGAUUACAGCUUGUUUGUUAGUGUUUGUACUUUUACUUGUUGUUGAUAGGGGAUUAUGUUGUGUUGCGUGUAAAUUUUUGUUUAUGCUUAUGUGCAUUUUGAAAAUAAGUGCAAUGACGAUUUUCAGCAAAAACCUGUACAGAGAAGUACAACUAAAUUAAAAUUGGCAGUUAUACAAGUUUUUUUUACAAAAUAGUAAAAAAAAAAAAAAAAAAAAAAAAGUUCUUAACAAUAUAAAGUACAAGUUUUCUCAGUAUAAUUAAAAAAAAUAUAUAUACAAGAUUGAAAAAAAAAAUGCAAAUGUUGCAUAGAAAUUCCAAUGUGAUCAAGAGAGAAACUAAAAGAUCGCUGCAGGUGUUAUUAUUUCUUAGUCCAUCAUUCUCGGAUAAGGUACGAUCCAAUUUAAGCAGUUUUAAAAUAUUUUCACGGAAGGAAUCAAGUUUUGUGCCAAAGCGAGUUCUUGUCUUGACGAAGAUUUCACGAUAUCAGUUUGAAAAAAUGCGCGAACCUGACCUCGAUGAAUCUCUCCUCAGGCUUAAAUUGAAAGAAAGAGGUUCCGAUUACGAGGCAAUGCUCACCAGUCACUAUAGGAAUAAAGCUGCAGAAUUGCGAACAACUGAGGUUCUCAGGAAUCUCAAUAUAGAAUACAAAAUUAUGGAUAGGCUGAGUAUAGAUAGUUCAAGUGUGGCAUGGGCUGAUUUAAUUUUGCCAGUUGGAGGUGAUGGAACAUUUUUAUUGGCCUCCAAUUUAAUAACUGACAAUAAAAAACCAAUAAUGGGCAUUAAUUCUGAUCCUGAAUCGUCGGAGGGAUUUCUUUUAUUGCCAGCAAAAUAUACUGAGGAUAUACCGGAAAUUUUUCGUAAAUUAAAGGACGGUGAAUAUAAAUUUGCCAUGAGAAGGAGGAUUCGAAUUACAUUGAAAGGUGACAAUAUUUGGGGACCUCCAUCUCAUUUACAUGAAAAAUGUCGAACGUCAUCGAAUCAAAGGCUUUAUUUUGAGAAAGAAGAGGAUAUGGUAGAUACAACUCAGGAGCUUCCAGAAGAGAGACGAAUUCCGUGGUUAGCUCUGAACGAAGUAUUUAUAGGCGAAAUUUUAUCAGCAAGAACGAGUUCCCUACUUGUUAAAUUGGACGAUGAGGAACAAUAUCACAAAAUCAAAAGUUCAGGUUUAUGUGUAAGCACGGGAACAGGUUCAACAAGUUGGUUCAGAUCGAUAAGUUGUCUAAGUCCACAGACAGUUAAGGAAGUUUUAUCUUUUGCGGAACCGCAAAAAAUUUAUCUCAACGAAGAAGUUGAAAAGAUUUGUUCCGAGUACAAUAAUAGGUUGCAAUUCUCGGAAGAGGACGGCAGAAUGAAUUAUGCAAUUCGCGAUAUGAUUGUCUCGGAAACUUGGCCACUGCCAAAAAGUAUGCAUCCAAGAGGAUUUUGUAUGAAAGUAAUGGUUCGAUCAUUGUGUCAUGAUUCUGCGCUUGUUAUUGAUGGCGGUAUCUCCAUUCCUUUUCCAAUGGGAACCAUAGCAAUUUUAGAAACUUAUCCCGAAGAUUCACUACGAAAUGUCGUCUUAGAAUAACUACAAAUGAAAGAGUUAAUGCACAUUUUAUUGGAAAGAAAAGCCAUUCACAAGGCAUUCUAAAUGUUUAUUUCUUUUUGUUACAAAGACUACUUAUAUAUUUUCUACUUAAAAAAAAACAAACAACUCUUUCGACUCGAGAUCACGAAAGUCUGAUUUUGUAUAUAAUUUAUAUAAAUAUAUAAAUAAAAAAUCAGUGUGUUCUCGAUGAAAAAAUAAUGUGAUAAAGCCGGUUGCAGGUUUCAAUGAAAAGAAAUUUACAAUAUUUAAUUUUUAAAAAUAGAGAUUUUUUCAUGUACAGAAGUGUGUUCUUUCUUUCUUCUUCUUUUUUUUUUAUUAAUCUGUAUUUUUAAAGUUACGGUAAUUUGCACGUGUUUAUAAUGCACGAUACACUUAACACUCCUGUUAUUACUUUUCUUUUUUCUCAUAAAUUUAAUUGAGAAUAUUAUCUAAGAUAUAUUGUUGAAAGAAUAUUAAUAUCCUAAAUGAUUUUUAUAUAUAUAUAUAUAUAUAUAUAUAUAUAUAUAUAUAUAUAUAUAUAUAUGUAAAUGAAAUCAACGUCGACCAAUGUUUAAAAUAUAUAGUAAAUAAUAAUAAAAAGAAAACAUUUAUAUUUUCUGUUUUACGUGUAAUACGAAAUAUUAACAUCGAACGUUGUAGAAAUUUGUAUAAAACGUAUAAAAUCGUAUCCUUAGGAUUAAAGGAGCAUAUUGGGUAAAUCAUAUUUAUAUAUAUAGGAUGAUGCUUAGGAAAAGAUUUUUAUGUAAAAAAUUUACUUGGUGUUGGUAGAAAAAGUCCAAUUCCAGGUUCUACGUAGUACCGAAAAAUCUACGAUUUUUAUUUUUUAUAUGUACCUAUCCAAAGUAUAUGUAACAAAUUUUGACUUUCAUAUUAUAUGCAAUUUUUUCUGGUAUAAAUAAAUCAAAUUCAUAAAGUAAAA